AUGGGAAAAACUGUCAGAGCAGAAGAAAUUGGUUUACAGCGUGGUAUAACUGGACCAGAAAAGGUGCAAGAGGUUAUAGUAACUGGCAUUGAUUAUGCCAGAAAGGCAGAAACUGUCCCUUUUUGGAACUCCAACUUUUCGGUAGACUUUUCAUAUGUUGCUGCAUCAGAGGAUAGUAAUGCACUGGAAAGCUCUUUCAUUUCAGCAUUUGAAGGUGCUUGUGCCAGUGGUUUAGCUCAAUUUUAUCUCUGUUCUUCAGCUUUGUGGAGUAUGUGGAAGUAUACAGUUCUACAUGUAUCUGCUCUAAAUGGCUAUAUCCAGUAUCCUCUCACAAGGAUCUGAGAAGAUUUCUAGCUAAGGGAAUGGAUCAACCAAUUCAAGAAGAUCUUAUGGAGUUUCUCACAUGAAGUCCUCAAUUUUGGAGGAUUUCUUACUGGGAAGUCAGCCAGGCUAUGGUUUUGCUCACAGACUUAUGGGGCUGCUGCUGUAUGGCGAGAAGUGAUGCUCCGACAAGAUUUGAAGCUCCUCGAGAUUCUUAAGUAGGAGGAGUUUUGCAGUACAAGUUUUGGUGAUAUCAGUAAUUGGCAAGAUCAAUGGACUUGUUCUUGUAAUUUUUGUUUAUGGAUGGCAACAAGUAGGGUAAAACCCAAUACCCAUUGAUACAUGACCUGCUGAUUAGUUCGAUUGUCCAAGCAAUGGGUUAUCCAUUAGAGUUUGAUAUUGAGGAGGGGGUUAUGUAUAUAUGUGCAUAAGAUCAGGAGUUAGAAGAAAAAUAUACCAUUUAUUCUUCCAAGGGAUACUUGUACCAUUUUGUUGUUAUUUCAAGUUGAUCAUUUGGCCACGAUCUUUG
Molecule: messenger RNA, 850 nt
Organism: Coffea eugenioides
Lineage: Eukaryota; Viridiplantae; Streptophyta; Magnoliopsida; Gentianales; Rubiaceae
Exons: 5
Coding region: 1-342 (113 amino acids)
Source: RefSeq, a predicted model, not a curated record